This is a messenger RNA of Paramecium octaurelia, 1024 nucleotides long. The record is from the annotation of a GenBank genome assembly. Lineage: Eukaryota; Ciliophora; Oligohymenophorea; Peniculida; Parameciidae.
AAUGGAGUUGACUUUUGCAUAGAAGUAUAAAUUUACUUUGGAUAAGAAAAUAGGAAUUGGAGCAUUCGGUUAAAUCUAUUUGGGUAAAAUAGAGUUCUAUAAUAGGAAACAAUAUCAAAACUGGCGAAGAAAUAGCAAUCAAACUAGUAACUGAAAUUCUAAUUUUAAUAGGAAAACGUGACCAAUAACCAUUCCUAAUUGUUACAUGAAGCUAAAAUUUAUAGAAUCUUAUUACUUGAUGGUCCAGUACCUGGAAUUCCAAAUUUACAUUGGUUUGGAUAGGAAGGAGAUUUUAAUGUGUUAGUCAUGGAUAUACUUGGACCAAGCUUGGAAGACUUGUUCAAUUACAAUGGAAGGAAAUUCUCACUUAAAUCUGUUUUAAUGCUAGCUGAUCAAGUAGAUAUUAAUCAACUUACCCGUAGUUACUAACAAGAAUUUCCUACUUGCAUAACAAAGACUUUAUUCAUAGAGAUAUCAAACCUGAGAAUUUUUUAAUUGGCCUCAACAAAAAGGCAGACAACAUUUAUAUGAUUGACUUUGGUUUGGCUAAAAGAUAUAGAUAUCAAAGAACAGGUAAGCAUUCAUUCAAUUCAUAGAAACACAUAUCUAAUAUGGUGAAAAUAAUCAAUUGGUAGGUACAUGUAGGUUUUCUAGUAUCAAUGCUCAUUUGGGAAUUGAGUAAAGUAGAAGGGAUGAUUUGGAGUCUAUAGGCUAUAUGCUCAUUUAUUUUUUAAGAGGAUCUCUUCCCUGGUCAGGAAUCAAGACAGAAACCAAAAAAGCAAAGUAUGAAAAAGUUGGUGAAUGCAAGAUUGCCACUCCAAUAGACAAAUUAUGCGAAGGAUUCCCUGGUAUUUGAAUGUAUUUAUGAAUAGAGGAGUUUGUUAAAUACUUUAAUUACAUUAAGAGUUUAAAAUUCGAAGAGAUACCUGAUUAUGUUUGGAUUAAGCGAUUAUUCAAAGAUCUAUUUAUUAAGUAGGAAUACACAUGGGAUAAUGUAUUUGAUUGGGCCUAAGAGUCAAAAUGA